AUGGCAAUCAGUGCAGCCCAGAACCCCCUCUACAUCGGGUUCGACCUCUCCACCCAGCAGCUCAAGGGCCUGGUCGUCAAUUCCGACCUCAAGGUCGUCUACCUCUCCAAGUUCGACUUUGACGCCGACUCGCGCGGCUUCCCCAUCAAGAAGGGCGUCAUCACCAAUGAAGCCGAACAUGAAGUCUACGCCCCCGUCGCCAUGUGGCUCCAGGCCCUCGACACCGUCCUCGACGGGCUGCGCCAGCAGGGUCUCGAUUUCUCCCGCGUAAAGGGCAUCAGUGGCGCCGGACAACAGCAUGGCAGUGUCUACUGGGGCGACCGGGCGGAGGACCUCCUCCAGAACCUGGAUCCCUCCAAGUCGCUGGAAGCCCAGCUCAGCGAUGCCUUCUCCCACCCCUACAGCCCCAAUUGGCAGGAUGCGAGCACCCAGAAAGAAUGCGACGAGUUCGACGCUUACCUGGGGAGUCAGGAGGCAUUGGCGCAGGCGACGGGGAGUAAGGCGCACCACCGUUUCACCGGCCCCCAGAUUCUGCGCUUCCAGCGGAAAUACCCCGACGUCUAUCGCCACACCCAGCGCAUCUCGCUGGUUUCCUCGUUCCUGGCCUCGCUUUUCCUGGGCCGCUUCGCUCCCUUUGAUAUCUCCGACGUCUGCGGCAUGAACCUGUGGAAUAUCAAGCAAGGAGCCUAUGAUGAGAAGCUCUUAAAGCUCUGCGCUGGGUCGUUUGGUGUCGACGACCUCAAGCGCAAGCUUGGGCCCGUCUACGAAGACGGCGGUCUCAACCUGGGCUCCAUCCACCGCUACUACGUCGACCGCUACGGCUUCAACCCGGAUUGCACUAUUAUUCCGGCCACGGGCGAUAACCCGGCUACCAUCCUAGCCCUGCCGCUGCGGCCCUCCGACGCCAUGGUCUCCCUCGGCACCUCCACCACCUUCCUCAUGUCUACCCCGAGCUACCAGCCCCAUCCGGCCACGCAUUUCUUCAACCACCCCACCACGGCGGGUCUGUACAUGUUCAUGCUGUGCUACAAGAACGGCGGGCUGGCCCGCGAACAGAUCCGCGACGCUGUCAACGACAAGCUGGGCUCGUCCGAUGACGUGUGGGCGAACUUUGACCGCACCGCGCUGCAGACCCCGCCGCUGGGCCAGAAGGCCGACUCUGACCCCAUGAAGAUGGGUCUGUUCUUCCCGCGACCAGAGAUUGUGCCGAACCUGCGCUCGGGACAGUGGCGCUUCGAUUACAACCCGGCGGAUGGGUCGCUGCACGAGACGACCGCCGGCUGGGAUCAGCCGCUGGAUGAGGCGCGGGCCAUCAUCGAGAGCCAGAUGCUGUCGCUGCGGUUGCGCUCGCGCGGUCUGACCAGCAGUCCCGGCGACGGCAAGCCCCCGCAGCCGCGCCGCGUAUACCUCGUCGGCGGCGGGUCAAAGAACAAGGCGAUCGCCAAGAUCGCCGGCGAGAUCCUCGGUGGCAGCGAGGGCGUGUACAAGCUGGAGAUUGGCGACAAUGCGUGUGCGCUGGGAGCGGCGUACAAGGCAGUCUGGGCGUUGGAGCGCUCCAACGGCCAGACGUUUGAGGAUCUGAUCGGCCAGCGCUGGAAGGAGGAGGACUUCAUCGAGAAGAUUGCAGAUGGAUACCAGCCUGGGGUGUUUGAAAAGUACGGACAGGCCGUGGAGGGGUUCGAGAAGAUGGAGCUGCAGGUGCUGCAGCAGGAGAAAAAAUAA
Molecule: messenger RNA, 1722 nt
Organism: Aspergillus terreus NIH2624
Lineage: Eukaryota; Fungi; Ascomycota; Eurotiomycetes; Eurotiales; Aspergillaceae
Product: xylulokinase
Exons: 2
Coding region: 1-1722 (573 amino acids)
Biological process (GO): D-xylose metabolic process; xylulose metabolic process
Cellular component (GO): cytosol
Molecular function (GO): D-xylulokinase activity
Source: RefSeq, a predicted model, not a curated record